GACAUCUCAGCGACCUGUUCUGCUCAAACUUUUUCUGCACUGGCUGACUUUUCGCCCGGCAGUGUAUGUGACGCUAGCGGCCUCUACGUCGCACCCCUUUCGAGCUCGCUGGCCUCUAGUCCACACGCCUACCGUGAUUGUCGAUACUGCCCCAACAAACCACAAAGGCCCUCGCGUCGUGUAUCCCCUCUGUCGCCGCCCACGCUCACGCGCGCCGCCUGCACAUUCACUCCUUCCCAUGCACAUGCCGCCAUGAGCCAGAGCUCCCGCAACUCCCCCUCCCACAUGGACGACGCGGGCGUCGCGCGCUGGGACCGCCCGCGCUGGAUCUCCGUCUUUAGCUCCCACAAUCCAACCAUCCGCGAGGUCACCGAGUGCUUGGGCCUCGGCCUGUCUGCCAGCAGCAGCACCACCAACCGCGGCAUCCCCAAGUUCGACAACCCAGAGUACCGCAAGCUGUCCGGCGAGGUCACCCGCCUGUCCAAGGAGCUGCCCAAGGAGCGCGACGCACUGCUGGACUUUGCCGCCGACCCCAACAGCCUGCACCGCGAGCUCGAGGACCUGCUGCAGACCUUUGGCACCGCCAUCUGGGGCCGCAACACCGACCGCACCUGCCUCCUGACCCCGGACCCGGCCAAGAAGACGUAUCCCCGCCAUCUCUUCAUCGAGGACCCUGACGACAAAGAAAUACUCAAGAUACAUCUGCAUCGAUGGAUCAUCAUCAAGGCAUGCUACUACAUCAGAAAUAUGAAGCUCAAGCGGCCGUCGAGUGCCAAUGACUACGACACGGUUGCUGACAUGGAGGUCGACGACCCCAUGAGCCCAAACAAGGCCCAGCUGUCCCCGAAUGACACCCCGCAGUCGCGCACGCCGUCUACAGCAGAUGGCCCCACGACUGCCGGAGCCGAGUUCGCUGUCAAACCCAUCAAUGGCAAGAAGCGCAAGAGCUCGGCAUUUACGUCCCUUUCGGAUGGUGACGAGAUAGACUCUACGCCUGCUGCAAAGCGCUACCAGAGCCACACGAUGCCCAGCUCGCGGAACAGUCCGCGUAAAUCUAUUAUUUCCUUUGUUGCUGAUGGGUCUGUCUCAGACAACUCUCAAAACGUCCCACCCGUGCCAAGCCUCCCUCACAGCCACUCAAAUGGGCACUUACCGACCAACGGCGCCACACCGUCCGAUUCUACUAGACCGCAGCUGACCACGUUGUCGAGUAAUGAUCUGAACGGUACAGCGAGGACGCCCAAUCCCACCCCGCCAGCCAAUGGGUUCACCGCAGUCAACACCGGUAGCUUUACGUCUGUUAAUGCGUCCCCUCCAGUCAGGGUAUCGCCAUCACAGAAACCAGUUGCCCCUGCGCCGCCAACAAAUGGGCGCAAUUACUCCAGUCCUUACGAUUCCAGCCCAUUUCACGGAGGACCAAUGGCGCCAAAAGCGUCUACCCCACCAAAGGCGCCACUUCUCGUAACUGCGUCCACAUCAGCUCCCCCGUUCCAAGCGAUACACUCGCCAGUUGUCGGCAAUGGAGUCAGUGCUCGGAAUUCGCCUACCGUGCAACACGUGCAGCCUCCUCCGAUUCCAUCGCAACACACGAUUCAGGCGCAACCUCAACCGACGAGCCGGUCGAACACACCCAUCAUGCACCACCACCAUCAUCGUACGAGUCUUACUCAGCAGCGAUCAAGCAGGUCCAGCACUCCGAUCGCGCCAUCAAUAACAUCUCAACCGAUGCACCAAGCGCAACCAGCUCCAGCUCCGUCGACUCAUCCGCAUCAAUCUCCUCGUCCGAGCGGUGCACCCAUGGCUCAGAACGUCACUGGACCCACAUCACAAGGUCCACCACAGUAUAUCCAGCCUGUACCCGCUACUCGUGUUUCCCACCUUGUCAAUGUUGCGCCGGUGCCAGCAGUUCCCACUGCCUAUGCGCCCCAAGCUGCGCCCAUAUUAAGGAGCCACCCUCAGGACGCCGCUCAAGUGCCUCCUCAGGCGCAUGCAGAAUUGGAUCUUGGUCUCCUCCAGUGCGAAGUUCUGGGCUCUCUCAUGCAGUAUUUGUUCCCUAGGGUAACAUCCCCACCAGAUGAAAGCGUACUUUUGCACAAGAUUGAAUCUCUUUGGCAUCUUGGCACCGCGCACUACCGCAAAGAAACAGGCCAGCUCUACGAUCUCCAUUCAAGGAUAUUAUUAACGUGGAUUACUGAACGUCGAAAGAUACAGCAACUCCGUCACACGUUUGCGUACUCGCCGGCUGUGCCAGCUACAGAGAUGGUAGAGCGACUUCUAGCGUUGAACGACCUGAGGAUGAUGCGGCUUAAAUGGAAGAGCAUGAGUAACGCUGUGGGAUUGAGCACUGAAGACGUCCUUUGUCGCACAUUCACAAUCAUGACGAAUACAGCAGGGACCGAAAAUCUGUUCAAGGACGGGUUAGACCGACUCAACGAGGGGAUAUUCGAGUUCCUUCGGACUGAAGACAUGCGCAUACUUAUGCACAACAAGCGAUAGCAUUACGGUGUGGCCCACGCUACUAUGAAUGACCAUCGGGACGAUUCCACACCCGAGCUCGUGUCUGAUCAUUCGGACGAUUCCAAUUCCGAUUUUAAGGCUGGCCUUUUGCGUUUCCACGAAAAGUUUUAAUAGUGGGUCGGUGUUCUGAUGACAUUUCCAACUCUGUUUUGGACAUUCCCUCACACGUCAUAUUUCUUUUGUCAAUUUUGCUUUUGCUCAAUCUACUGUUAUUUUUUGGGACCCGGGCUAGCGCGGUGUUAAGGUAUUCUCUCGCUUGGGGCGGUUUUCGGAAUACCUGGACUUGGCGUGUUGUAUACCUAAUACCUGUCGGAUGUAUGCUCUAGCCUUAGAAUGGUUUGCUCGGGCUGGGAAACUGGGAGGGUGUGAGCGUGGGAGUAGCACAAUGCCCGAACGCAAUGCAAUCGUAGAAGC
Paraphaeosphaeria sporulosa is the source of this 2931-nucleotide messenger RNA. RefSeq lists its product as uncharacterized. The record is from RefSeq and is a predicted model, not a curated record. The coding region runs from base 253 to 2496 and encodes 747 amino acids. NCBI's taxonomy places the organism in Eukaryota, Fungi, Ascomycota, Dothideomycetes, Pleosporales, Didymosphaeriaceae. The transcript is spliced from 3 exons.